GCGAGAGAAUCGAUCGGCGACCGAACGACCCUCGCGACACGACCGCGGCGCACGUUGCCGCCCCGCGCGCCAGUCUGUUCUAAACGCUCUCCGUGUAACCUCAAAAUGUUCACCGAAAAACAAGAUUUAAAGCUCAUUGGCUUAGUCAAAGACAAUACAGUGCUCUACGACCACAAUAACCCCCAGUACAUGGACUUUAAUGCAAGAGAAGUCGUCUGGCAGAAGAUAGGCGAUGAACUCAAGCGACCCGCGGCCGCGUGUAAGCAAAGGUGGAUCAACAUCAGAGACAUUAAUCGGCGUAUAUUAAGGAAAAGAAUAAGCAGCUCCGGUAAGCGAGUGAAGCUGUAUAAGUACGAAGGGGACCUUGAUUUCAUGAGGCCAUUUUACAGGGAUAUUUUGAUACAGAACGGCGAGUUUCCGUGGGAUGAAAAGAACCAAAGGGACUGCGAUGUGGAGGACGACCCAGACAUCCCUGAUCAUAAUACAGAUGAUUCCAAUGACGAAAAGCCAAUAAAGGCGAGAGGUAAGAAGUCUGGUAUUAAGAAAAAGAGAAAGAAGAAGAAAUACGAGGAGGUUGAGGUAGAGAAUCCCUCAGCAAGUAUUGGGGAGCCGAGUACGGCGGGGCUCUCGGAGUUUGACGCCUGUGACCCGGUGGACUCUUUCCUUCUGAGCAUUGGAGCCACAUUGAAGACCUUUUCUCCAUACCACCUGAACGUGGCGAAGAGUAAAAUAUUCGCUAUUGUCCAGGAACAUGAUUUGCAACAGAUUGUGCAGAAGAAAAGUGAUAUGAACGAUAAAACUCCUUUAAAUAUGAUCUAAGUUUUGAAUAAGUUCAC
Cydia amplana is the source of this 836-nucleotide messenger RNA. RefSeq lists its product as uncharacterized. Bases 106 to 819 code for a protein of 237 amino acids. Gene Ontology annotation, molecular function: DNA binding. The record is from RefSeq and is a predicted model, not a curated record. The transcript is spliced from 2 exons. Lineage: Eukaryota; Metazoa; Arthropoda; Insecta; Lepidoptera; Tortricidae.